Polyodon spathula (Mississippi paddlefish) is the source of this 1546-nucleotide messenger RNA. Its product is annotated as clumping factor A. Gene Ontology annotation, molecular function: calcium ion binding. The transcript has 5 exons. The record is from RefSeq and is a predicted model, not a curated record. The coding region runs from base 92 to 1282 and encodes 396 amino acids. NCBI's taxonomy places the organism in Eukaryota, Metazoa, Chordata, Actinopteri, Acipenseriformes, Polyodontidae.
UGUUUGAAGCUGUUGGUCUGCUGAAGGAGCGUUCUGGCAGUCCUCUCCUCUUUCCUCUCCUCCUCCUCUCGUUCCUCUCUUCUCCGCUGAGAUGGUCUCGCGGAAGGCCUGGCUGUUCGGGCUGCUCCUGACCCUCCUCUGCUCUCUCCAGACCCCCCUCCUGACCGGGGUCCAGGGGCAGGCCCCCCGCGAGCAGGGCGAGGGCGGGGACAGCGAUGAAGGAGGGCACAGUGCUGGGGGUGGGGACAGCGAUGAAGGAGGGGACAGUGCUGGGGGCGGGGAUGAAGACGACAGCGACGAAGAUGAUGAUGAAGACGACAGCGAUGAAGAUGAUAGCAGUGAUGAAGACGAUGAUAAAGACGACAGCGAGGAAGACGACGAUAAAGACGACAGUGAUGAAGACGAUGACAGCGAUCAAAUAGUCAAGAAACACCAUGGAGACAGCGAUGAAGAUGAUAGCAGCGAGGAAGACGAUGAUAAAGACGACAGCGAUGAAGACGAUGAUAAAGACGACAGCGACGAAGACGAUGAUAAAGACGACAGCGAUGAAGACAAUGAUAAAGACGACAGUGAUGAAGACGAUGAUAAAGACGACAGCGACGAAGACGAUGAUAAAGACGACAGUGACGAAGACGAUGAUAAAGACGACAGCGACGAAGACGAUGAUAAAGACGACAGCGAUGAAGAUGAUAGCAGCGAUGAAAACGAUGAUAAAGACGACAGUGAUGAAGACGAUGACAGCGAUCAAGUAGUCAAGAAACACCAUGGAGACAGCGAUGAAGACGAUGACAGCGAUGAAGACGAUGACAGCGAUGAAGACGAUGACAGCGAUGAAGACAAUGAUAAAGACGACAGUGAUGAAGACAAUGAUAAAGACGACAGCGAUGAAGACGAUGAUAAAGACGACAGUGAUGAAGACAAUGACAGCGAUCAAGUAGUCAAGAAACACCAUGGAGACAGCGAUGAAGACGAUGACAGCGAUGAAGACGAUGACAGCGAUGAAGACGAUGACAGUGAUGAAGACGACGAUGACCAUGGUGAAAAAGCCAACGACAGCGACGAAGACGAUGACAGUGAUGAAGACGACACCAAAGAGGCCCACGAUGACAGCGAUGAAGACAGCGAUGAAGAGGAGGACGAUGAUGAAGAAGAAGAGGACUACCAGACCGGCUCUCUCUGCAAUUACUGUUCAUUCUGUGAGCACUGUGAUCAGUGUGAUAAAUGCCCGUGUUCAGAAGGAGAUAAGAGCGAUCAUUGUGAAAACUGCCAUGAAGCUACGUAGAUGAACUGACAGGAGCGCUUUACCAGUCAGUUGCAAAUAUCUUGGAGUAGCCUGGAAACUGAUGAUCGCCACCGUGUGGCUGGAGGGCGGAAAUGCAGGCGGAAAUCUUGAAGAUUUACAAGAAUAGAAGAAAUUAAUUUAAAUGAUUACUUUAAAAAGAAAGACAAGCGAAACAAAAGGACUGUUUAUUUAUUGUGUGAGUGUUGAAGUAAAAAGACAAAGCGACAGUAUUUAUUAAAGAGGGCGCUCAAGGUUUUAAAUCCC